AUGCCACCUCCUCGGCAAAGAAAGCAUGUGAAUGCCCCACCCGUACAGCUUGUAGGACCACAGCCGGUUGUGGGCAACUCAGCUGUGGAUGAGAAUCCCACAUCAAUCACUGGCCUCACCGUCUCCGUGCAUCCAGUUUGGCCAGACAUGCAGUUUACUCAGGGUGAACUCUUUUUUGAGUGCACACUAUUUCUGUACUCCGUGCUAGCUUUGUUCCUGCAGUAUUUGAAUAUUUACAAAACAUUAUGGUGGCUUCCGAAGUCGUAUUGGCACUAUUCAAUGAAAUUUCAUCUGAUCAACCCGUACUUUCUGUCGUGUGUGGGUCUGUUGCUUGGUUGGAGAGUCACGAAAUGUUUCUGGAAGACGAUAACUGAGCUCGUUGCGACGAUCGCCAUUGAUAAAUCCACCUUUGUUCAGUCGACCCUUACUGUAAUAGAAUAUGCGAUUAUAAAAACGCCUUUGAUGACUCUCAUCAUUACUAGCUUUUUAUUCAGUUUCUCUCGAAUCUGUCAUGACUUUCCAUUGAAUUCUGUGAUGUACUUCUUUCAUCCGUUGAUUCUGUAUGUUGUGGUGUUUUAUGGAGAAUUGAUCGGAAGAUGGCGAAGGUUCAAGAAGGCCUAUGCCGAAUGGUGGAAUAACGACAUUGACAUCGCACAGCUUGUUGAUCGGUCGAUUGAACCACCACCAGCACAAUUAGACCUUGACUCAGUGCUUCAUAUGUGCAGUUCGAAUCCAGUUCAAAUCCGUGAAGAAGUAUCGCUGCUGCUUGAAGAUAUGUAUCUCAGGCUAAAAAGAAGUCUUUUCGCUGGAGUAUCUACUGCAUUCUUAUCCAUAUUCUUACCUUGCGUUUUCGUGCCGUACAAGACUUCGUUGGGAGUCCCUCAGAAGGUGCUGGUUGAUGAAGCAUGGGAAUCGGAGCUGUGUAUCGUUGUUGCUUUGACAGCAUUCUCAUUAUACAUCACUUAUCUGAUGCCAUUGAACUACUUGGAUUUGCUGCAUAGGAGUGCCGUCCAUCUGGGCACUUGGGACCAGAUAGAAGGACCAAAGAUCGGCCAAACUGGACAAGCAAAUUGGGCUCCAUCACCAUGGAUUGCGCAGUGUCUGUAUUCUGAAGGAGAAACGGUGCAGAUGCCGGAUGGGAAAUGCUACAAAGCUCGUGGAUCAGCAUCCUUGAAAACAGUCGCCGCUGAGCCCGGAUGUCCGGAACAUGACAAGUUUUAUAUGUUCUGUGGGCGACCAUGCACCCUGAUCAACGGGAUGUGCAUAUUUGAAGGUGCAUUGAUUGUGGCGCAGUUCUGGAUGCUUGUUCUGACAACGGAUUGGCAACACAUCGUUACCUUGGUGCUGCUGAUGUUUGCCAAUUAUUUGUUGUUAGCGAAAUUGUUCAAGGAUAAGGUAAUCAUUGGUCGCAUCUACGAGCCUUCGCCAGAAGAUCUGGCUUUGAUCCAGCAGAUCCAACAAGAAAAUCGAAUGGCUCACUAGUUUGUUUUUUAGAGCAUAAUUUUCAGCAAGUAAUAUGUUACAAGUAUUUUUUGGCAUUCACUUACCUUGCGUU
Molecule: messenger RNA, 1555 nt
Organism: Cylicocyclus nassatus
Lineage: Eukaryota; Metazoa; Nematoda; Chromadorea; Rhabditida; Strongylidae
Source: the annotation of a GenBank genome assembly